Molecule: messenger RNA, 2118 nt
Organism: Rhincodon typus (whale shark)
Lineage: Eukaryota; Metazoa; Chordata; Chondrichthyes; Orectolobiformes; Rhincodontidae
Gene: upk1a
Product: uroplakin 1a
Exons: 6
Coding region: 67-753 (228 amino acids)
Cellular component (GO): membrane
Source: RefSeq, a predicted model, not a curated record
AUAUUAACUAAAGUCUGUGCCUCUCUGUGUAGUCUGAUCUGGCAGUGACUGAUUGAAGAGAGCGAGAUGGGGGAAUCCAGUGCGUCACCAGCCUUAAAAGCUGUCCUCAUCGUUGGCAAAGUCGUUCUGAUGCUGGCAGCCAUCGCCCUAUUUGCAGAGACCAUCUGGGUGGCGACAGACCAAUUCCGGGUUUACCCUGUCCUGGGGGCAUCGGGUAAGGACGAUGUCUUCGCUGGCGCCUGGAUCGCCAUCUUCACCGGGUUCGCUUUCUUCUGCCUGUCCGUCUUCGGCAUCUUGGCUGUCCUGAGCGAGAGCCGCACCAUGGUCAUCACGCUCACCUCCAACCCACGGUUUAUAAAGAAACAGAUGCUGCAGUUUUAUGGAGACAGUUCCUCGUCCUCUGGACGGGAUCUCACACUCAUGUGGAAUCGGGUCAUGCCGCAGGAGGAAUGCUGUGGGUCCACUGGGCCCACCGACUGGAUUCAAUACACGUCCUUCUUCAGGAGCCGCUUCAACGAAACCUUUGCCCCCUGGCCCUUCCAGUGUUGCAAGAGAGAUCUCAACAGAGAGAUAAUCAGCCAGGAGGGCUGCGCAGUCGGUCACCAGAACUUUCUGUACCAGAAGGGUUGCUUUGAUUACUUCAGCACUGCCAUCAACAGCUACGCCUGGGGGAUUGCCUGGUUCGGUUUCUCCAUUCUCAUGUGGACAUUUGUGCUUCUGCUCCUGACGAUGUACUAUCUGACGACUCUGUGAAACCUGGAUGUGUGCCAACCGUUCUGUGUCCAAAUGCGCGCAGAAAACCCAACUGUCUUUCUCUUUAUGAACUGAAUGUUUGUUUGUAUCUCGACUCUCUAAUCCUCAGUGAGUUCAGCAAACAGAAGCUCCCAAUCCUCACUGGACUCCUUUAACCAAUCCUACACUCUGUUAUAGAAACUAUUAACUAACUGGUGGUGUACAGUUCGUAUUCCCACCCCUCCAUUACACUGCUGGGAAAUGGGAUUCCAUGAUAUUCAAUUUGAUUUAUUUUUCUCUAUCCCACCCUUCUGAUGUGUAUGAGGCAUCUGAACAGUUACUGCUGAAGAAACUAAAAUAGGAAUUGCUGGAGGAACUGGGCAGGUCUUUGCCACAUCUGUGGAGGGAGAAAGCAGAAAGCCAACGUUUCGAGCCUGGUGACCCUUCAGAUGAAGAGGCACUGGACUCUUAACUUUGUUUUCUCUCUCUCUCCACAGACGCUGCCAGACCUACUGAGUUUCUCCAGCAAUCCCUGUUUUAGUUCCAGACUUUUUUUUAAAAAGCAUCCGCAGUGGUUUUGUUUAGGUACAACCAGUGGGUUUGAUUCAUGUCUAUCCAGACCCACUCCCUCCCCAGGGUGUGGGAUCCAGUAACCAUUUCACUCCAUGAGGUGUACGGGAUUUUUGGGAUGUUGACCGGGCUGAGUGGUGUGAGGGUGCAGCAGAGAGAACCCAGUCUCUCCUUCCAAAGUGACUUUCCAUUUCCCUCUCCUGACUUUUUUUUUUAAAAAAUGACCCUGUUUCUGAUCCUUAGAUUAUCUCUUUCCACGCACCCCCUCCCAGCCACUAAAAGUCUGGAGGAUGUGGUGAUCUUUACCUGAUUAUUUUUGGCUGCCUACUGAGGAGUCUGGCUCACUUUUUUUUUCUUUUUUUAAAAAAAAACUGAAGAACUUGCCUUGUGUUUGCAGCCCCUUUUACAUCCCGGAGCGAGCUGGAUUAAUAUCCAGAGCGCUGCCGAAUCGGGCUGGAUCAUGGAGGGGCUUAGACAAGCCAUUCAUUAAUACUGAGUGAUUUGGUGAUGUUGAAGACAUUAAUUUGCAAUAUUUUAAUCUGUUUGAACUGUAGCUUUUUUUUGGGGGGGGGAAGGUCGAGGUGUAUUUGUACAGUGACCCCUGUGUGUGUAUGUGAAGGGGGUUUGUCAGGGAGCUGAUUAUUUUUUUGUAUGAGAGGCAGGGUACAGAGUGUCAGCUGUGACCGAAUGAACACCCCCACCUUGUAUUUGGGACUGUUCUUUGUGAAAUGUGUUUUUUUUUGUUGCCAGCUGCUCUUGUGUAUCACUGUUCAAACCUUUGUAUAUUUUACUCUAAUAUUAAAGUUUUUCCAGUGA